AUGGAGAUCCAAAAUGGAGCAGCGCUCUGCUUUCCAAAACUCCUAAACACCUCCUGCAGGAAGCCCACACCUUCUCGGGGUGAAAUCGCACUGCAGACUCUACUGCUCUCCAUCUCUGUGCUCAUUAUGGUCCUCAACCUGCUGGUCAUCAUCUCAGUCUCACAUUUCAGGCAGCUUCACGUCCCCUCUAACCUCCUCCUCCUCUCUCUGGCUGUCUCAGACUUCCUUGUGGGUUUUGUGCUGAUGCCAAUUGAAAGCUUAAAAGAAACAACCUGCUGGUUUCUUGGUGACCUCACAUGCUCGUUAUACAACUGUAUUUCGUUUGUUGUCACCUCUGCCUCAGUAGGAAACAUGGUGCUCAUCUCCAUCGACCGUUACGUUGCUGUCUGUCACCCUCUGCAUUAUCAAACCAGAGUCACUGUGAGGAGAGUCUCACUGUGUAUUUGUGUGUGUUGGUCCUGUUCUGUUUUAUACGGUGGCCUCAUUGUAAUGGAAGAUCUGAGUGAACCAGGUGCCUACAGCUCCUGUUAUGGCGAGUGUGUGAUUGUCAUUAACUACAUUCAAGGAACUGUUGACCUUAUUUUGACUUUCAUUAUCCCAGUUACCGUCAUCGUAGUUCUGUAUAUGAGGGUGUUUGUGGUGGCUGUGUCUCAGGCUCGGGCCAUGCGCUCUCAUGUUACAGCUGUUACACACCAACAAUCAGUGCACAUACGUGUGAAGAAAUCUGAGAUGAAAGCAGCCAGGACUCUUGGUGUGAUAGUAUUUGUUUUCAUCAUCACUUUCUUUCCAUAUUACUGCGUCACUCUUGUAAUAGAAAACCCAAACGCUCAGUCUGCAGUGUUUUUGGUCUUUUGUGUAACUCCUAUCUAAACCCUGUGAUCUAUGCGUUAUUCUAUUCAUGGUUUAGAAAAGCCAUUAAACUCAUUAUUACGUUUCAGAUUCUGCA
Thalassophryne amazonica is the source of this 946-nucleotide messenger RNA. Its product is annotated as trace amine-associated receptor 4-like. The coding region runs from base 1 to 870 and encodes 289 amino acids. Gene Ontology annotation, molecular function: trace-amine receptor activity. Gene Ontology annotation, biological process: G protein-coupled receptor signaling pathway. The record is from RefSeq and is a predicted model, not a curated record. Gene Ontology annotation, cellular component: membrane. NCBI's taxonomy places the organism in Eukaryota, Metazoa, Chordata, Actinopteri, Batrachoidiformes, Batrachoididae. The transcript has 2 exons.